UGAGAGUGUCAGAUAGCUCCACCGCAGCUCUCGUUCGCGCGCUCUUUUGCGCCCGUGUCGGCCGAAAAGGAUGCCGGUGACAAAGACCAUCCUCAAGGAUGGUGACAAAACAACAUUCCCCAGAAGAGGGGACAAGCUGCGGAUGCACUAUGUGGGCACCUUUAAGACUGGUGAAGUCUUUGAUUCGUCCCGGAAAGCUGGACAGCCCAUCGGAUUUCAAGUGGGCUUGGGACAGGUGAUCCGAGGAUGGGACGAAGGAGUAAUGCAAAUGAGCCUUGGUGAGAAAGCCAGACUGGACAUCACCUCCGACUUUGCGUACGGUCGUCAAGGUGCCGGGGAUGUGAUUCCACCCAACACAGACCUGGUUUUUGAGGUGGAGUUGUUGGCCAUCAACGAGAAGGAAGCCCCCAAGGACUUUGCUGACCAGAUGCUCUCCUGUGUGUGCUAUGCAGGCGUUGCCGUGCUUGCAUUGAAGCUGUGCGGCUUCCUGUAAAACUUUAAGCACGUGCGGAGAACGUCAACGCCAUCUACUGACACCUGUCAGAGUUGCGCAAAGACACGCUUUCUGCACAUUCAAGGCCAAGGUAUUAACCUCCAAAUUCAUGCCUGAAGACAGAAUCUAAAGAUAUCAAAAGAGUGUUCAAACAUCUGACAGCUCCUGCGUGCUAUGAAGUUCACAGAAGCUGUGAAAGGCCCAGUCUCUUGACUGUCAUAUGACAAGUGCCGGUUAA
Durusdinium trenchii is the source of this 731-nucleotide messenger RNA. NCBI's taxonomy places the organism in Eukaryota, Dinophyceae, Suessiales, Symbiodiniaceae. The record is from the annotation of a GenBank genome assembly.